Molecule: messenger RNA, 1887 nt
Organism: Hypomesus transpacificus
Lineage: Eukaryota; Metazoa; Chordata; Actinopteri; Osmeriformes; Osmeridae
Gene: nkx2-1
Product: NK2 homeobox 1
Exons: 2
Coding region: 530-1567 (345 amino acids)
Biological process (GO): regulation of transcription by RNA polymerase II; cell differentiation
Cellular component (GO): nucleus
Molecular function (GO): RNA polymerase II cis-regulatory region sequence-specific DNA binding; DNA-binding transcription factor activity, RNA polymerase II-specific
Source: RefSeq, a predicted model, not a curated record
CUUUCAUCAAGAGGUCCUCGUAAACAUCACUACAGUUAAUAAAGUGUAUUGUGGCCACUGCGACCACGAGGCUACUGCGGCAUGUUUAUCCACGGUGACCUGACAAUAACACUUCCACACCCAGCUACAACUAGGCUAAAACAUUUCCGGAGCUACUUCAGGAAAAAGAAAUAAAACAUUUAUGCUCAUGUGUUUCGAUUAUGGGUUUGUGGGAGGGGAACUCGUGUCUUGCAAACACGCAAGUCAAAUUAUGCUGGGCGCAAGGAGGAUAGAGCAGCUAUGUAUUGUUGAACUAGUUGCUGAUGCCCCGCCUCUGAUGGUAGCCUUAAACCUGGCACCCAGCUAAAACAAACGAAAGCCAGCACCGAGCUCCCACUCAAUCCAAUUAAGGCGGACUUCAGGCGCUCUCGUACGUGUUCAUCUAGCAGGAUCGACGUUGAGACAACAGGAACAGAGGGGCUUUGGCCAAAAAAAAACAGAAGGAGAGAUUGCCUUGCCUUCUAAUUUCUCCCUCUCCAGCCCCAGAACAAUGUCGAUGAGCCCUAAGCAUACGACUCCUUUUUCUGUUUCCGAUAUCUUGAGUCCUCUUGAGGAGAGCUACAAGAAAGUAAGUAUGGAGAAUAACAACUUGGGGGCACCUCUCUCAUCGUACCGUCAGCCGCAGGUAUCUCAGGCGAUGCAGCAGCACCACAUGGGCCACAAUGGGACAGUGUCCGCGGCUUACCACAUGACUGCUGCCGGGGUAUCUCAACUAUCACACACGGCUAUGGGGGGCUACUGUAACGGCAACCUGGGAAACAUGAGCGACCUUCCGGCUUACCAAGACAGCAUGCGGGGUAGCGCCACAGCCACGGGCUGGUACGGAGCCAAUCCGGAUCCACGCUUCUCAACCAUCUCACGCUUUAUGGGCUCUUCAUCUGGAAUGAAUAUGGGGAGCAUGGGGAGUCUGGGGUCCCUGGCGGACGUGGGCAAGGGCAUGGGCCCUCUGUCAAGCACCCCGAGGAGAAAGAGGCGAGUGCUGUUCUCCCAAGCUCAGGUGUACGAGCUCGAACGACGGUUCAAACAACAGAAGUACCUUUCGGCCCCGGAGAGAGAGCACCUGGCGAGCAUGAUCCAUCUGACGCCAACCCAGGUGAAGAUCUGGUUCCAGAACCACCGGUACAAGAUGAAGAGGCAGGCUAAGGACAAGGUGUCGCAGCAGCAGAUGCAGCAGGAGAGCGGCUCCUGUCAGCAGCAGCAGCAGUCCCCUCGACGGGUGGCUGUGCCGGUUCUGGUGAAGGACGGCAAGCCAUGCCAAGGUAGUGCUCAUACUCCGACCACUGCAGUGCAAACUCACCACCAGCAAGGGGGUAAUGCAAUGAUCAUGUCCAAUAACAGUUCGGCCCUUGGGCAGCACCAGAGCCAGCAGGUGGGCAGUGCAGGUCACUCUCCAGAUUUAGUUCAGCACUCGGCCAGCCCGCCGUCUCUACAGACCCAGGUGGCCGGCCUCUCUCACCUCAACUCCUCCAAUGCCGAGUAUGGAGCGGCAUUGCAGUGCUCUGCAUUAUUGUACGGCAGGACAUGGUGACAGCAAAACAGACAUAAAUAACAAAACACACCACUGCAACAAACAAAAAACAUUUGCAGCUUAUGAGAAAUUUUACUUAAUGUGCGUGUGAACAAACACCAUGCAAAUUGGUUUCCAUUCUCCUGAAAAUGUUUAUUUCAUUUUGACGGCUGGAUUUCCUACCAGCAUCUGGAAGGCUUGUGGACACGAUUUAGUAAUCCCAAAUACUAUGAGGAUAUGGGAGUUCAAUCCUUACACCUGGAAUUAUUUAUGUAAAUUAUACCGAGAUCUUUAGCCACUUCAGAAACUCAUACACCUUUUUGUGGCUCAGUUGGGUUUAA